UUUGAGACGCGAGAGAGGAAGGACGGGAAAAAGUGUGCUAUUGGGGAGUGGUGGUGAGUGUGGUGAGAACGAGAAAGAGAAAUGGACACUGAAGCUGCUGCGCCGAGCUUUACGGGCGUCCAUUUUUCUGAAACUACAUUGCCGUGUAAGAACCAGGAUCUGCGCGGACACAGAUAUUCGGCGACACCAGACCGCUGGCCAUCGCAAGCUUAGCGUCGUUGGGUGAGGCAAGGCCCUGAGAAGAGUGGAAGCAGCGAUGGGGCGUGGUUACCAAACUUUCUCCAGCAGCAGGUAAGCCGAAAACAUUCACAAAUUUCUUCUCUACUGAAAGGAGCCCAACAUUAGUUGAAGGUGUACCUUUGCAGAACCGAAAACAGAAAGUAAAAUUAAAAAACGCUGCGCAAGCAACUGUUACCCAUGGUUUCUGUUCUGCCAGUCCACGCUGUUUGAGAACGAAACUUUAUACCAUCGCCCGGCAAUUGAAAUUCUUGUUCCGAACAGAAAGUUUAUCAUAUUUUCUUAAAACUCUUGCUACAAAUAUCUUAAAUUCAAUUAAUAACAUUUUUUUACAAAUACAUGAAAGCAAAGAAUUACAUCAAGUUGGUGUACUUUUUUCCCUUUCUAAUCCAAAACAUGGCAUGUUUGUUUUCCUAUAUUAA
Molecule: messenger RNA, 659 nt
Organism: Gryllus bimaculatus (two-spotted cricket)
Lineage: Eukaryota; Metazoa; Arthropoda; Insecta; Orthoptera; Gryllidae
Source: the annotation of a GenBank genome assembly